This is a messenger RNA of Strigops habroptila (Kakapo), 4621 nucleotides long. It is a transcript of the gene CFAP251, whose product is annotated as cilia and flagella associated protein 251. Lineage: Eukaryota; Metazoa; Chordata; Aves; Psittaciformes; Psittacidae. Gene Ontology annotation, cellular component: sperm flagellum. The record is from RefSeq and is a predicted model, not a curated record. Gene Ontology annotation, molecular function: protein binding.
GUUGGCUGCAAACAGAAGCUGGGACCGGGCUGAGGGUUGUUUUGAAGCCAAACCCAGCGGAGUGAAGGUGUAUUUCAGAGCACCUCCGUGCCCCAGCUCCCUGGAAGGAAGGGAAGGCACGGAUAGAUGGUUCAUGUGAAGUUCCACACGAGGAGCCAACUGCGGGAUGAACAGGAGUCAGCAGUGAGGCCAGGAGACAACCUGGGAGGCACAGACAGCUCAGGAUAUGGCCCUGCUGUCAGAGAAGGACCCCCUUGCUGCUGACGAGGAGAUGGAAGGAGCACAGGAGGAUACCACCUCAAGGACUGCCCUGGGGGAAGAAGCUGGAUCCCCAGCACUGCCUGAGCCCAAAGACAACCAGCAUGAUGGCUUUGCCAGCUUGGUGUGGGACGCUGUGCCCGGGAUGCUCUUCCGGGAGGACAGGCAGACCAGCCUUCACCCCCUUAGCCUGUCCUGGGUGCUGGGCUACAACAGCAGCCUGGCCGUGCACAGCCUGAUGGACGGGGAGGACCGGGUGCUCCUGUACGUCUCCUCUCACACAGUGGUCAUCCACGAUGUCCUGAGGAACAAGCAGUACCACCUGCAGGGCCACACGAAUACCAUUUCUUGCCUGUGUGUGAGUGAAGACAGGCGCUGGGUUGCAAGUGCCGACCGAGGGCCUGAUGCUCUGAUCAUCGUGUGGGACUCCUUCUCCGGGAUACCAGUGCACACCAUCUUUGGGAGUCAUCCAGAGGAUGGAGUCAGUGCUAUUGCCAUUUCCCAGGAUGCGAAAUAUUUGGCAACCAUUAGUGCUGGAACAGUGCAGAGAGUUUGUGUUUGGAAUUGGACUUUGCCCACAGAGAAGCCUGUAUGCAGCACAGAGCUGAGGCCUGAGUUUGGGUAUCAGGAUUAUGUCAUUUUUAACCCUCAAAAUCCCUAUGAGUUUGUCAGCAACAGCAAAACCCAGGUGGUGUUUUACCUGUGGGGCAGUGAUGGUUUGCAGUAUGGAGCACCGCUCCUGAGCAGACAGACCUUCAAGACCGUGGUGGGACACUUCAGCCAGUCGGUUUUCCAUUUCAACAACACAGAAGCUCUGACGGGCACCUCGGCCGGGAAGCUGGUGGUGUGGGACGACAUCGAUCCCCACGCCUGCCCCCAGGAACUGCGGGACAAGCCACACAGCAUGAAGGCCACCAAAGUGGUGUCUCUGCAGAAGGACAGCAUCACCGUGCUCAUGGUGCUUGAGAGCUUCAUAGUAACGGGUGAUGUGAAAGGACAGAUUAAAUUCUACAGUGGGAUGCUGCAGCUCCUCAUCUGCUACAGCCACAGCAAAGUGGGUUCCAUUCGGUCCAUCUCCUUCUGCAAAACCCCCCCUAGUCCUGUCGGUGCAUCCUCAGCCCAUUCCACCUCCUGCGCUGCUGGCAGCCAGCCCUUUGCCACCAGGAACUUUAUCCUUUCAACCACUGAUGCAACUGUGUUCCGUGUUGCAACAGACGGGAUAAACUUUGAAAAAGUCAUGGAAGAAGCAAAGCAAGCUGUGAAUGCCAUCGCCUGUCACCCCCGGCAGGCACGCUUGGCCGUGGGGAGUCACUGUGGGCUGCUGAAGGUGUGGGACUACGAGCAGAGAGAGUACCUGGUCAGCAGGAUAUUCCCUGAGGCCAGCAUCCAGUGCUUGUCCUAUGACCCUGAAGGUUAUUUUCUGGCUGCUGGUUUCACUGAUGGAAGCGUUUACAUUCUCGAUGCCAUUUCCCUUCAGUCCUUCUGCAAAGAAUUCAAGUUCUCGCAAGGUCCCGUGACUCAUAUGAGCUUCUCUCACGAUUCGGAGUACUUCGCAACUGCUGAUGAGACAUACACGGUGACUGUUUACAAGAGAGUCCUGCAAAACGGGAGCAGAUGCUGGGAACACUUAGCAGAGCUGUGCUCCCACUACAAACCCAUCCGCAGCAUCCUCUUUGGGGUCCAGUUAGACAGCAACGAGCCCAGGCUCCUGAGCCUUGGGGAAGACCGGCAGCUGAUUGAAUAUGACCUGAACAUCAGCAGCAAGGACCACUUGGAGGUCUUGCACAGGGACCGGAUAGAGCAGAUUGCUGUGCCCCUGUGCUUGGCCUGGUACCCACAGCUCAGCAACGAGUCCUUUAUCCUCACAGCCAACAACUGCUACAAAAUGAAGCUCUACAACACGACAACCAAAAUGUGCAGAAAGACCCUUUUGGGUCCAACCUACGGCUCCCCACUGGAGAAGAUCCAAAUCCUUCCAAUAACAAACACUGCAGACCCCCAGAAACGCUACCUGGCGUACAUUACAAAGGACAAGGUGGGCUUGCAGAUUUUGCCUGUUGAUGGCAACCAACACAAGUCCUCAGCUUUCAUCUGCCACCCGGAUGGUGUCUCUGACCUUGCUACCUCUUAUGAUGGACGCUACAUCUUUACGGUGGGGGGAAACGACUGCACUCUUAUGAAAUGGGAGAUCAACCUAAAUGCACUGGAUGCUGCUGUUUCCCUGGGUGGGGAGGACAUGAUCCCAUUCUACAACCUACUGGAUGGAGGCAGAGAAGGCGAAUUCUUCCGGGAGCUGGAAGACUAUUUUUACUAUGCGCAACUGCACAGCCAGGGUAUCGACACACUGGAGACCAGGCAGGUGUCAACACAUAUUCCCUUGGAGGAAAUUCCUUCUGUAAUGAGAGCAAUGGGAUUUUAUCCAUCAGAGGAAGAGAUUGAAGAAAUGCUAAAUGAAGUAAAAUUCAGCAACUAUGUGGAUACUGGAGAACAAGUGACAAAAAUCAAUUUAGAGGAUUUUAUCAAACUUUAUGUAAAUCAUCGACCUGCUUUUGGCUUGUCAAUGAACAAAAUACAACGAGCUUUUCAGGUUCUUGGUUAUGGUAAUGAGAAUGGAGACAAAGUUAUUGACAGAGGAGACUUACUGUGGCUGCUUCAGUGCAGAGGAGAGCAUAUGACAGAGGACGAGCUGGCACUGUGUCUGACCACCCUGCUGGGCAGGCGUCCUGGGGGACAAGGAUCUGAAUCGGACACCUCAGGUGAAGCAGCUUUGACUGAAGAAGAAAUUCCAGCAGAAAUCACAGCAGAGAUAUUUGCUGGUGACAUUCUUGGCUUACCUAUUGCUGAGCCAGAAAAAAAAGAACAGGAAAAGAGAGAUGAAUCUUUGAUCUAUGAAGACUCAGAAUCACAGCUGCCACAAAGUUUUCUACUAAUUCCUAUUUUCCACUCUCCUAAAAUAUCUGCAAAAACCAUAUUUUGUGUUUAUUACAAAGUAAAGGUUACAUAAUUUCGUAUUAAUCAGACUCUAGAAUGAAUAAGCCUGCAGUUUAGCAUAUGCCAUAAGCCUAUGAGGUCAAACCUAUGCAGGGAAACACUGGGGUGGCUGUAAACAAAGCAGAGAGCCACCCCACCCCUGGCUGGAACCUUCCUAGAAUUCAUUUCAGGUGAGUUUAUGCCAGAUGCAGUCUAUUUUCAUUACGUUAAGCCAGUAUUUAUUUGCGAAACCUGACAGCAAAAGAGCAAUGUGAAAGUACUGUAUUGAUUCAAUACAUUGAAAAAUGCUUGGGUAGGUUAGAAUGGAUUUGUAAUUAUAAAUCCAGCAGACCUCAGUAAAGAAAGGAAUGCUGUGUUGUUCACAAAGGCCAAAAUGGAAAUCUGGCUUAAGAAAAAUUAGUUUUUCUUUCUGAAAGUAAUAGUUCCAAUUAGCAGUGUAAUACCAAUGGGACAGCAUCUUACUGUGUUUGUGUAAACAGCAUAAUGAAGCUGAUAUAAGUUGCUGUAGAAAGAUCAGUGAAGUGCUGUUGAACACGCUUCCUUCUUUACAUCAUCCUCAGCAUCAAUUUGAAUAAUAAUGUAGGCCCUUAAGAAGUGUUUCUUUCAGCAGCAAUGUUUUUUUAAACAGACAUGCCUGUUAUGUACUCUGAAAGUAUCUGUGACUGUACAAUUAGUACAAACAGCAAGGUGUGCGCUGGAUGCACGGUAAUGAUGGAGUCCAGCAGUACCAUGACCACAAUGGGUGUGUGACAGGAGAACUUUUCUGCAGGGCAUCACUUCAUGUGUAGCUCUCUGCCCACUUGCUGGUGCAUGUACCUCUGCUCUGGAGCCAGGCUGAGAGAGCUGGGCUGGUUCAGCCUGGAGAAGAGAAGGCUCCUUAAGGGGAGACCUUACAGCAGCUCCAGUGCCUGAAGGGGCUCCAGGAAACCUGGAGAGGGGCUUUGGACAAGGGCCUGUAGGGACAGGACAAGGGGAAUGGCUUUAAACUGACACAGGGGAGAUUGAGAUGAGCUCUGAGGCAGAAGCUCUUCCCUGUGAGGGUGCUGAGGCACUGGCACAGGGUGCCCAGAGAAGCCGUGGCUGCCCCAUCCCUGGCAGUGUUCAAGGCCAGGUUGGACACAGGGGCUUGGAGCAACCUGCUCUAGUGGAAGGUGUCCCUGCCCGUGGCAGGGGGUUGGAACUGGAUGAGCUUUAAGGUCCCUUCCAACCCAAACCAGUCUCCGAUUCCAUGAUUCUAUGAAAUUACUGGAAUUAUUUUCGGCUGAGAAACCUUAUAACCACUAGGAAAAAAAAAAAAAUAAACGCUUAUUCCGGAUUUAUCAAGUAUCCUGUUUAAUGAGGCAAAUGUUUUACUUAACAGGAAGCAUUGCUA